GGGCGCCACGCGCCGUCCCGGCAGCCCCCGCGGCUCGGCGCGGCGCGGCGCGAUGGCGGCGGCGGCGGCGGCGGCGGCGGGCGCGGAGGAGCGGCGCGGCGGCUGGGGCGCGGCGGGGCCGGAGCGCGGGCCCGGCUCGCUGGACUCGCUGCUGAGCCGGCUGCCGCUGACGCCGUCGCCGCGGAAGCGCACGGCGAGCCAGUGCAAGCCGGAGCCGCCGCUGCUGCGCACCAGCAAGCGGACGAUCUACACGGCGGGCCGCCCGCCCUGGUACAGCGAGACCGGGGCGCCCGUGGACGAGGCCUUCGUCAUCGGCCUGUGCGGCGGCAGCGCCUCGGGCAAGACGACGGUGGCGACGCGGAUCAUCGAGGCGCUGGACGUGCCCUGGGUGGUGCUGCUCUCCAUGGACUCCUUCUACAAGGUGCUGGACGAGGGGCAGCAGGCGCUGGCGGCCCGCAGCGACUACAACUUCGACCACCCCGACGCCUUCGACUUCGAGCUGCUCGUCAGCGUCCUCCGCAAGCUGAAGAAGGGCAAGAGCGUGAAGGUGCCGGUCUACGACUUCACCACGCACAGCCGCCGCCGCGAGUGGAAAACAGUGUACGGGGCUAACGUCAUCGUGUUCGAGGGGAUUCUGGCUUUUGCCAACAAGGAGCUGCUGAAGCUCCUGGACAUGAAAGUGUUUGUGGACACGGACUCCGACAUCCGGCUGGUGCGGCGGCUGCAACGCGACAUCAUGGAACGCGGGCGAGACAUCGUGGGUGUCAUCAAGCAGUACAACAAGUUUGUGAAGCCAGCCUUCGAGCAGUACAUCGAGCCCACCGUGCAGGUCGCCGACAUCGUGGUGCCCAGGGGUGGGGAGAACUUCGUGGCUCUGGACCUCAUUGUGCAGCACGUGCACAGCCAGCUGGAGAAGCGUGAAAUCACCGUCAGGGCAGCCCUGGCCUCUGCCCACCAGGGACAGCCCCUGCCGAAGACGCUGAGCGUGCUGGAGAACACGCCCCAGGUGCGAGGCAUGCACACCAUCAUCAGGAACAAGGACACGACCAGGGAUGAGUUCAUCUUCUACUCCAAGCGCCUCAUGAGGCUGUUGAUCGAACAUGCCCUCUCCUUCCUGCCGCUCAAGUCGGUUACUGUGGAGACGCCCCAGGGGACAACGUACGAAGGAAAGCGGUUUCACAGGCAGAGGAUCACGGGCGUGUCCAUCCUGAGAGCCGGGGAGACCAUGGAGCAGGCCCUCACUGCCGUCUGCAAAGACAUCCGGCUGGGCAAGAUACUCAUCCAGACCAACCACGACACGGGGGAGCCCGAGCUCCACUACCUGCGCCUUCCCAAGGAGAUCGGCGAAGACUACGUCAUCCUCAUGGACAGCACCGUGUCCACGGGUGCCGCGGCCAUGAUGGCCGUGCGCGUGCUGCUGGACCACGAUGUCCAGGAGGACAAGAUCUUCCUGCUGUCACUGCUGAUGGCGGAGAUGGGCGUGCACUCGGUGGCUUACGCCUUUCCUCGCGUCCGCAUCAUCACCACCGCCGUGGAUAAGAGGAUCAACGAGGAGUUCCACAUCAUCCCGGGCAUCGGUAACUUCGGGGACAGAUACUUCGGUACCGACGGCCCGUCCGCCUGGUGCGAGAGCGACGGCAUGGACUGCUGAGCGGGCUGCCCCCGCCACCCCGCCGCCGGGGGGGCCGCCCACCUCCGCCCCCGGGAGGGGCUCCCCCCGCCAGCCCCAGGCCCUCCGGCCCCGCAGGACCAGCCCCGCCGCCGGCCUCUCCCCCUGCCCCGCGACACGGCUCCGGCGGGACGGACCGUCACCCCGCGGGCCGCUCGGAGCAGGGGCCGGCGGCCGGGGCGCAGCGCCCGCGAGGCUGCCCGGGGCGCGGGCGUGCGCGCAGGCUCGCUUGCUGCAACCUCUAUUUAUUUGUAUUUAUUCUGAGCAGCUGCCCCGGCGCUCCUGCAGCCAGCGGCCUGCAACCUACCGGGGACCGGGGCUCCUCCCGGGAACGCCGCCCCGCCGCUCCCGCCGCCGGCCCCGGGAGGGAGGCGGUGCCCCUGCAGCGCAGCCACGGUUCCGUGCUGGAGCCCGGUGCCGGGGCGGGGAGCUGGGCCUGCCCGUCCCGUCCCGUCCCGCCCGGCGGGGCUCGGUGCACCGGGGGCGGCCGGUGUCGCGCCGCUGCCCGCGCUCGGUCCUGUACGCGGCGCCCCGCGCUCGCACGGCAAUAAAGGAGCAGCGCCGA
Molecule: messenger RNA, 2234 nt
Organism: Dromaius novaehollandiae (emu)
Lineage: Eukaryota; Metazoa; Chordata; Aves; Casuariiformes; Dromaiidae
Product: uridine-cytidine kinase-like 1
Exons: 14
Coding region: 53-1651 (532 amino acids)
Cellular component (GO): cytoplasm
Molecular function (GO): kinase activity; ATP binding
Source: RefSeq, a predicted model, not a curated record